AUUAACUUGAAAAAAUGUGUGGGAUAUCAAUCGCAAUUUUUCACUAACACAAUAAACUAAAAUAUUUACUCUUAUAUGUGUAAACCAUGAGUUCAAAAGAUACAGAAAAGCCUAAGCCAAGACAUAGGUCUGACUUAAAGCCAGGAGAGAUCAAUCCCUAUAUACCGAAAUAUAUAGUUGAAAGACCAUGGUAUCAACAGGAAGGACAAGGAAAAGGACAAGAUCAUCUGAAAGCUAAUGAUACUGAUGAUGAUAACAAUGAUACUAACAAUGAAGUAAAAGAAGAUUACUUAUCACAUCAAAGGAAAAGAAAAGAAGUCAUUGUUGAUUACAGUAUACCGACUUCGGGGAAUGGUAUUCAUGAUGAAUUCAUUGUAAAGGAUAAUGCAUACAUUAAAAAGAUUGAUGAAUAUGAUGAUGAUAAUAAUAAUAAUAAUAAUAAAGAUAAAUCAUCUUUAACCCAAAUUAAUAAUAAUGAUAAUGAUAAAAAUAUAUAUGAUAGUAAGCGUGAUAGAUGGUAUGGAUAUAAUAGUAAGGAAUGGGAUAAAGUAUAUGAGAAUUGGGAUAAAAUUAAACAAAAAUCUAAACGUAAUCAAACUCAAACUCAAACUAAAGAUGAUGAAUCUGAUGAUACAGAUUAUGAAUUAGAGUUAUUUGAAUUGGGAUUAGAUCGUAAAGAUAUUCAAAUCAAUAGCAAACAAGAUGUAUCAGAAAAGAUGAUACGAGAUAGACAAGAUAUUCCAUCAUAUAUAUAUAAUAUAACUACUCAUCCCGAUAAUAAAAUAAGAGUUGAUUAUGAUCCUAAAUCUCGAUUAAGCAAAAAUUUAGAAAAAGGUUUCUUAAAUGAUAAACAUCAAUUUGUUAAGAAAUUAAGUGGAGAAGGAAAAGAUUUAGUCAAUCUUCAAAAAUUUGCUUGGGAAAUUGAUCAAAAUGAUCUAAAGGAAAAGCAAACAAAUCAAUUAAUUAAUAAAUUAUCUGGUUCAAAUUCAAAUACAGAUAAUGAUCAAAUUGAUGAUGUAUCUGAAACAAAUUUAGACUAUAGUCUUGAAGCUAGUCCUACUUUAAUGAUGCUUAAAGCAAAGCAAAAGAAAGAAGAUGAGAAGAAAAUUUUAUUAGCAAAGAAGCAAUCAUUAAUUGAUAAAUAUGGGAAUUCUUCUUCAACUAAAUAGUUAUAAUUAUAGUUA
Messenger RNA from Scheffersomyces amazonensis, 1184 nucleotides. RefSeq names its product mRNA splicing protein (gene SLU7). The transcript has a single exon. Gene Ontology annotation, biological process: mRNA splicing, via spliceosome. Lineage: Eukaryota; Fungi; Ascomycota; Pichiomycetes; Serinales; Debaryomycetaceae. The coding region runs from base 87 to 1169 and encodes 360 amino acids. The record is from RefSeq and is a predicted model, not a curated record. Gene Ontology annotation, molecular function: pre-mRNA 3'-splice site binding. Gene Ontology annotation, cellular component: spliceosomal complex.